This is a messenger RNA of Aspergillus neoniger CBS 115656, 1539 nucleotides long. RefSeq names its product serine/threonine-protein phosphatase. Gene Ontology annotation, biological process: peptidyl-serine dephosphorylation. Bases 445 to 1407 code for a protein of 320 amino acids. Gene Ontology annotation, cellular component: FAR/SIP/STRIPAK complex. The transcript has 3 exons. Lineage: Eukaryota; Fungi; Ascomycota; Eurotiomycetes; Eurotiales; Aspergillaceae. Gene Ontology annotation, molecular function: protein serine/threonine phosphatase activity. The record is from RefSeq and is a predicted model, not a curated record.
CUUCAUCCCCAUCUGUUAGAAGUACAGAGUCUUUCCGAAAUAUGGAUUAAGUGCAGCGCAAGCUCUCCGACAUUAUACUCACACCCCUCCGAACCCGCGUCUAGACCCUGCUCUUCCCUCACCGGUCACAGGUCCCCCCCUGUGAGACGCUCACUCCUGCUCCUGCGUACUGUGUGCCGUUGGCCAUGAUGCGAGCUACUGCAGGAACCUCUCACACAAACAUAUCCCUUCGCGAACCGGAACGACUACUAUUCACUCUCCGCUUAUAAAAGCGGUGUUUUCCAGCCGUUGAUCAUUUCUCCUUCUUUUUGGGAACCUGUACACGACUUACGGUGGACUUCUGAGCCUCCAUUUCCUAUUAUUGAGCGCAAUUGAACGUUGCGUGCUGCAUGAAUAUACAGAUAUCUUUGAAUCUCCUGAGUUGAUUAAUAUAUCUGCUCCGAAAUGCCUGGAUUACCAGCUAGUAUCGACCUCGACGAGUGCAUUGAGAGACUCUACCGGAAAGAGUUGCUGGCAGACUCGGUGAUCGAAGCGAUAUGCGCCAAGGCGAAGGAAUUGUUGAUGAAAGAGAGCAAUGUCGUCCACAUUGCGGCUCCGGUCACGGUGGUCGGAGAUAUCCACGGACAGUUCUUCGACAUGAUUGAGAUAUUCAAGAUCGGAGGAUUCUGUCCCAAUACAAAUUACUUGUUUCUUGGCGACUACGUGGAUCGAGGCUUGUUCAGCGUGGAGACCAUCUCCCUCCUCGUGUGCUUGAAACUGCGAUACCCCCAGCGCGUCCAUCUUAUCCGCGGCAAUCACGAGUCGCGUGGUGUAACGCAAUCAUACGGAUUCUACACGGAAUGCGCGCGCAAAUACGGCAAUGCCAACGUCUGGCAUUACUUCACGGAUAUGUUCGACUUCCUGACCCUCAGCGUGGUCAUCAAUGACCAGAUCUUCUGCGUCCACGGCGGCCUAUCCCCAUCCAUCCACUCCAUCGACCAAAUCAAAAUCAUCGACCGGUUCCGCGAAAUCCCACACGAAGGUCCCAUGGCUGAUCUAGUUUGGUCGGAUCCCGACACCGAACGGGAUGAAUUCUCCCUGUCGCCGCGUGGAGCGGGCUAUACGUUCGGUGCGCAGGUGGUCCGCAAAUUCCUCGAGGUCAACAGCAUGUCGCAUAUCCUACGGGCUCACCAGCUGUGUCAGGAGGGUUAUCAAGUUCUCUACGAUGACCGGCUCAGUACGGUCUGGAGUGCACCGAAUUACUGUUACCGGUGCGGAAACCUAGCUAGUGUCCUGGAGGUCAGUGAUACAGGCGAACGGUAUUUCAAUAUUUUUGACGCCGCGCCGGAAAAUGAUAUCCAUCGGGGCGAGCAGCAGGCGCAGCAGAACAAGGAUGGCCAGAGUCCGGUGAUUGACUACUUUCUGUGAUACCCUUCUUAUCUUUUUCCUUUCUGUUUUCUUUUUUUCUCGAUUCUUUUUACUUUUUUUGCCUGAGGUUGCUUUUUUGCUGUUGUUUUUGCUUCUUUCCCUUUCUUUUCUUGUGUCUAUUUUUUCAAACCC